AUCCAGUUCAGUAUAUUGCGCCGAUCAGACAACAGGUUUCAUCCAUGAGGUUCACAUUUUUGAUAAUAGUCAUUGCAGCCAUGCAAUACAUCGCUGAUCCUGGAUCAACCUGCAGAACACGACUUGCACCUAUAGGACCACGCCUGCUGACUGCUAAAGCUACUUUUGGUGAAUUCAUGCGAAGGUGUACCAAAGAAAUGCAUGCGUAUGCAAAAACUGUUCCACCAGAAAAGGUAAAUCAGCUGGUACCAAUUGUAUGCUCUAUGUACAACACGUGCAUUUCGCUGGCUGAGGAUAAGAACCUGAAACCGGUACUUGAUUGUAUCCAUUCUAUGCUGAUGAAUAAGAGUUCUUUACUGUAUACGAAGCUACACUUGCCGAUUGAGUACACCAACACUGGAGAGAAAGCUUUGGUGUGCAUCUCUAACGCACUCGAAAGUACCGAUGCUGCAAUAUAAGCUGUAUACGACACAACUGCACUUAUGGGGGUGGUAAUCUUCACCUAUGGAUAGACGUGAAGGAAAAUAUCUCGGAAACAUAUGGCUUUCAAGAAACGGAUUCGGAUCAUUCACGACUUCGUUCAAGAUUUAAAUGCGUACACUUGUCGCAAUAAGAAGCAAAGAAGUUGAAUAUAACGGAUGUAAAAAAAUGA
Molecule: messenger RNA, 652 nt
Organism: Dermacentor albipictus
Lineage: Eukaryota; Metazoa; Arthropoda; Arachnida; Ixodida; Ixodidae
Source: RefSeq, a predicted model, not a curated record